Podospora anserina S mat+ is the source of this 1722-nucleotide messenger RNA. RefSeq lists its product as uncharacterized. The transcript is spliced from 5 exons. Bases 1 to 1722 code for a protein of 573 amino acids. Gene Ontology annotation, biological process: transmembrane transport. Lineage: Eukaryota; Fungi; Ascomycota; Sordariomycetes; Sordariales; Podosporaceae. Gene Ontology annotation, molecular function: transmembrane transporter activity. The record is from RefSeq and is a predicted model, not a curated record.
AUGACUAGUCAUAAGAAUGAUGGGCCAAAGCUGCCUGUGCAGCAGCUGGCCAUUCUCGCCAUUGCCAGGUUCGCCGAGCCCCUUGCACUCACCUCAGUCUUCCCCUAUCUUCCAGAGAUGAUCGCCAGCUUUGGGGUAGAGAAGAAUGAGGUUGCAAGAUGGGCAGGUCUUACCGGUGCCAUAUUCUCUAUAAGCCAGAGCUGUACGGCUGUGGCAUGGGGACGGGCGUCAGAUAAAUUUGGAAGGAAACCCAUCAUCCUGAUAGGGUUGCUCAGCACGAUGAUUUGCUUUCUUGUCUGGGGUAUGUCGACAAGCUUGCCCAUGGCCAUCACCGCAAGAGCUAUCAUGGGAAGCGGCAACGGCAAUGUUGGCAUCAUCAGAACCAUGGUAGCCGAAAUGGUGCCGGAAAGAGUUCUUCAGCCCAAAGCCUUCUCGCUCAUGCCCCUUGUGUGGUCAAUAGGCUCUGUCUUUGGGCCUGCCUUUGGUGGCUUCUUUGCUCAACCUGCCAAGCAGUUUCCCGACGUUUUUGGAAACAUUGAGUUCUUCAAGACUUACCCCUUUGCUUUGCCAAAUAUCAUGGCAUGCUGUGUGUUUUUCAUUUCUUUCAUGACCGGGUUGUUGUUCCUCAAGGAAACACUCGAAAGCAAACGCAACAAACGCGACUGGGGCCUCGAGCUCGGCGAGAAACUAACUCGUCCCUUCCACCGCUCCAAGCGUACCAAGAAUCUCAGGAGGCGCUCCUUUGUUGACAGCGAGGCAUCUGCCCCUCUGCUUGCCCAGUCCGCCAUGUCAAGCAGCUCUUCGCACUUGGAAUCCAAGCACUCCGAUCCAGUAUCGAUGAAGGACAUUUUCGCCCCUCAGACGUCGAUAAACCUCAUCUGCUACACCUUCUUGGCUCUUCACUCAGUAGCGUACGACCAAGUCCUGCCUGUGUUCCUCAACUACCCCCGUGUGAUCCCUGACGAGCACAACACCUCCCUCCCGUUCAAGUUCACCGGUGGCUUCGGCCUCAGCUCGGACAAAAUCGGCACAAUCUACACGGUCUAUGGCAUCUCCUGUGGAGUGAUUCAGUUUUUCCUGUUUCCCAAGCUGUGUGCCAAGUUUGGUGUGCUGGGAAUCUACCGCUUUGCCACCGUCGUAUUCCCUAUAAUAUACUUCUUGACGCCCUACACAGUUCUCGUCCAGGAUACCACCGCUCGGUACAUCUUCUUCUUGACCAUCAUGCUGGUCAAAGGAUUUGUCGUUAUUGUCGCCUUCCCUUGCACCACCAUCCUCCUGACCAACUCUGCUACCUCCCUCCGGAUCCUUGGGACCUUGAACGGAGUAGCGACGACCUUUUCCGGACUAGGGAGAGCUGCGGGGCCCGCCGCUGCCGGUGCGGUCUUCAGCUGGGGCGUGCAGAGAGGAUACAUGAUUGCAGCGUGGUGGUUCCUGGGGUUAAUCGCCUUGAUGGGGACGAUCCCGCCUUGGUUUAUUAUCGAAGGUGAUGGCCCUACCGCUUCCUCGACAGCCACAUCAACUUCCACCUCUGACGGGGAAGAAGAGAGCCUGCUCCAGCGUGACGACGACGACGAUAGCAGCGUUGACGGGUACGACGAAGUAGCUGUUUUAGAAGCAUUGGAGGGCGAGGAGUCAGAAUCGGAGACUGAGCCCGGGAAGGAAAGGAAAAAGAGGACAACGAACGGGAGUUAUGGAACAAUGAAUAAUGGGACAGCGAGUUGA